AUGGGCGAAAAAUUGUGCGCUGUUUUGAUUUAUAUAUCACUAGUUCUCGCAGUUUCCGGAGCAUUGCCUAGCAAUCCUAAUUGCCCUGUCUAUACCUGCAAAAGUGUAAACCAAACCUUUACAAAUAUCACUUGUGUUUACUAUACAAAAUCAGCAACUACUUCUACUUAUUAUGUCAACCCAUGCACAUCACUAAAAGCUCCUUACUGCACACCGUCAGUCAUGGCAAACUCCACCUGUGAGCCAACCCCAUCAACUCCUCCUCUAAAUGCAUGGCCAGGCGAAAAAUGCACCAAAAACUCAGACUGCAACUCAUUACAUGCAAGAGGAGGCUGCGUAGGAGGCACAUGUGUAGGAUCUGCACUAAACGAAAUUUGUUAUACAAAUGAUGACUGUAACCCUGGUCUCCGCUGUUUUAACGAAAUUUGCCAGCCACAAAUCCCAAUCGGCCAAUCCCAAUGUACAAGUGAUUAUGAUUGUGUAAAUGGAGCUGGCUGCAAUGUAGCAAAUACUCCUAUAAACAGUGUAUGCUACCCUUAUUUCUCUAUUGCUUCUCAUCUGCCUGUAGGUGACUGCACAUCUGACAAUAUUUCUUAUUUAUGCAAUUCAGGGUACUGUAUGAAUAAUAAUGGAGUUUAUGAAUGUAUGAAUACUUUGUCUUCUAAGACCUUCCCAAAUAUUUGUCAAGUAGAUGGAGAUUGCUACUCAACCAGAGACGAUUUUUUCCCCAGUGGAGUUUUGUGGGGAACCUGCUAUUGUGGAUAUAACCCUACAGCUACAAGUUAUUGCUCUCUUUAUUUUGGAGAUAAGCCUUAUGUGCAAGCAAUUACUUAUUUAAAGAAAUGGAUACAGUCGACCAAUAUAAAUAGCUGCAAUACAAUGAGGAGGUUUAAUACAGAAUGCAUAAGUGACUGGUGGGAUGCAAAAGAUUAUAGCGCUUAUAAUUAUUAUACAUUAAACGCAUAUUUUUGGCCACUUAUUGAAGGGUCUGAUAAUUGUACUCAGCAAGUAUAUUUACCUAAUUGGUACGCAGCGAAGAAAAAUAUGAGCUAA
Messenger RNA from Blepharisma stoltei, 1053 nucleotides. The record is from the annotation of a GenBank genome assembly. NCBI's taxonomy places the organism in Eukaryota, Ciliophora, Heterotrichea, Heterotrichida, Blepharismidae.